GUGACUAACUUAUGAUUCAACAAAAUUAUUUGUUCAUUCCAUAUUUGUCUUUCUUGAAAAGAAGUAAGCUUUUGGUUUGAUUAUUCGGUCGCCUCUCUAUCUGAGACCACCACAUGUGAAAUUUACCCCAAUAAAUGUACAGUAUUACACUGUGUAUUACUAUUGUCUACACUAUUAUCAAGUAUGAAGUGGUAGUUAUCUGCUGUGCCUGACUGACCCUGAUACUGAUCAUCUUGCAGUGUCUCAUCAAUACUUUUAACAAGACAGAUCUCAACAUGCCAUCAGGAACAUUUAAAUGUGUAAAGAACUGGAAAAGUGUCUGCUGUCAUGCUUUCAAAGGUAAAGAGAUUGAGCCACUGAUACAAAGAGCUUAUCUGAGUGUGUGCAUGCUAGCGUGUGCAUAUGGUGAGCCACAUGCAUGAGUGUGCCCUGAAAUAUUUGGCCUGUCUGUUCCUGCUUGGUAGUCUUGAGGCUCUGUCUGUGGACUGGAGAUCAUACGCUCAUGCCUGCGUAUCAGUCGGCUUCAUUUCAAAGUAAUGUAGGAAAAUGCACUGAAUGGAAUUGAGACUCUAACCUCUGUUCACCUGAGCAUGGCAAGACAAUGACUCCUUUGUGUAUAAUCUUGCAUUCUAUUGAGUGUGCAUUGUGGCAUGGAUAAUCCACCCCCACCCCCUCCAUCCAAUGGUGCAGGGAUACAGUGGCAUACUGAAUAGGGUGUGAAUCCAGGACAGAUGACGUGAGUGAAUCGCAAUUCAAAGCUGAUCAGGCAUAGCUCAGAACUCUUAUUUAGGUGUAAGGGGGAGGUGUGUGUGUUUACACAAGGCCUGUCUUAGGUCCUAGAUCCAUUAGUAUUGCAGAUGUGGGAUUGGGUACCUUCCCUGCCUAAACACACAGACACACACACACCCUCCCCCGAUGACUGAGCAGAAAGGGAGGGUAAAUUCCCUUGUUCGCUAUCCUCAGCCAUUGAGUCAUUUAGUGUCUGACCCUACUGUAGUGUGCAGUUCUUUUGUCUACAAGUAAUAGUUAAUUUAUGGUGCCUUUGUGGAUGAUUGUGUGACUUUCUUCAGUUUGUUAGAAGAUGGUGGGUCUGGCUACUUCUACAGCAAUUGUUAAUGCGAUGGAACUCUUGGUGACUGAACUGAAUGUGUUGCUCAAGCUGCUAGACCAUGAGACCUUGAGCUCUGCUACAGAGGAGAAGAAAUGUGCCGUGAGGAACCUUGUGAAACAGCUGAAGCCCUCAGUCACUGGACCAGAAUACAUGUACAUGAACACCUCUGUCUGCAGAAAUGGCACUAGCUUUGUGGAAGCCCUUUUUGAUAACUUUGACUGCAACCUUAGUGAGCUGAAAGUUGAAGUAGAAGAACAGAAGAAAAGCCCAAUCAAAACAAACCAGUUUGCAUCUAAACCUAUUACACCAGAUUCAGCACCUCCACUUCCCACCACCCCACCUCCAGAGGACUACUAUGAGGAGGCUGUGCCACUCAGCCCUGGUACUGUGCCAGAGUACAUAACCAGCCGCAGUAGCUCCAGUCCUCCUAACUCCAUUGAGGAUGGAUACUAUGAAGACACAAACAACAACUGUCCAAAUUUCAGCAUGAACAGGCGGUGCAAAAACUCUUAUAAUGAUUCAGAUGCUCUGAGUAGUUCCUAUGAGUCAUAUGAUGAGGAAGAGGAGGAAAGGGGUCAGUGUUUAACCCACAAGUGGCCCUCAGAGGAGAACUCCAUGGCCCCAGUGAGGGAUUGCCGUAUCUGUGCCUUCCUGCUGAAGAAGAAGCGAUUUGGUCAGUGGGCCAAACAACUCACGGUCAUCCGUGAGAACAGACUUCAGUGCUACAAAAGCUCCAAAGACCAGUCUCCCUAUAUGGACCUGCCGCUUAAUCUGUGCAAUGUCAUAUAUGUGCCUAAGGAUGGGAGGAAGAAGAAGCACGAGCUUCGCUUCUCUCUGCCAGGUGGAGAGGCUCUGGUGUUGGCUGUACAGAGCAAAGAACAGGCAGAUAAAUGGCUCAAGGUGGUGCGUGAAGUAAACAGUCUGGGGACUACACUGGACAUCUCAGCAUCUCCCAUGAUCCCCCGAAAAAGAGAAAAAGAGCCAGAAAAAGACUUGGACAAGAGAUUGUCUGGUGAGAAACAUGCAUCAGAUUCGGAUAGCAUGCCUAGUGGAGAAAGUAGCCGAGACAGCCGGGAGAAUGGUAAGCCUAAGCGGGUUGCUCUGUCAGAAUUAACAGGUACAAUGAGCAGAGCAGCUGGGCGCAAGAUCACUAGGAUCAUUAGCUUUUCCAAAAGGAAGCCACCUCUACCUGGAUAUACACGAACAUCAUCACUUGACGAGAACCCUCGUUGUGGUUAUCUGAGUGUUUUGGUGAACCAGUGCUGGAAGGAACAGUGGUGCCGUGUAAGAUGCGGCUCACUCCACCUUCAUAAGGAGAAAGUUGAUGGAUGGCGGAGUCCACACACCUCCAUUGUCCUACGUGGUUGUGAAGUGGUGCCAGGGCUUGGGCCCAAGCACCCUUUCGCCCUCAGAAUACUAAGAAGUGGCACUGAGGUGGCAGCAUUAGAGGCAAGCUGCUCCGAAGAAAUGGGCUGUUGGCUUGGAGUUCUUUUGGCAGAAACUGGUUCUUCUACUGAUCCAGAGUGCUUACACUAUGACUAUGUGGAUGUGGAGACCAUCGCCAAUAUUCGUUCAGCUGCUCGUUAUUCUUUUCUAUGGGCUACCUCCACAGAGUCAAGGACUUAUGAUGAGGUCCCUUAUGAGGAAACAGAGCAGGAGAAUGAGAGGCUGAAGAAUGGGUAUCUAGUAAAGCGCCGGUCUGCUAGUAGUGACAGAAGUAUGGCCAAGCCUCAGAUCACCGUUAAGCGCCAUGGUUCUAAUGCAAAUCAGUAUGGAAGGUAUGGGAAAACACGGGCUGAGGAGGAUGCACGCCACUACCUGAGGGAGAAAGAGGAACUGGAGAGACAGAAAGACCAUGUCAGGAAUGCACUGGUGUUACUGCGAAAGGAAAAACGAGAAGCCAAGGAGAGAAUGAAGGUUGCAACAGAUAAACAGUGGCUGACACUUGAGGAGUGUGUGACCCAACUGGAGGAGAGCUGCCAGAUAAAGGAAGGUGAACGUGUGGAGCUGGAGCUCAAACUUACUCAGGUUAAAGAGAAUCUGAAGAAAUCUCUGGCUGGAGGAACUUUAGGGGCACCUGUAGAGACCAAACCAUUAGGCAAGAAGACUCGGAGAAGUGAGGUACCAUACAUUGAGUCAGUAAUUCCAGUCAACUGUGCCUCUGAAAUGCGAAAGCGCCCCCUGUCCAUCUGUGCGUCUACAAAGGGAAAUGUUAUGCAGAAAGCCAAGGAAUGGGAAUCUAAAAAAGGGAAGUGCUGAAGAUGUCCUGGACUGUUUUUUUCUUUUUUAUGUGUGUUCAAGUGAACACAAGAACCUGCCGCCAUCCCUCAUUUGAACAUAAAACUGCACAUUUUAUAAAACUGCCUUGUCUCUUUAUAAUUGACAGUAUUUACAGGAUUACAUCAGAGGAAUCAGAUGCUCUUUUUGGGGGAGGGGGAAGCAUGAGGUACAUAUACAAAUGUCAUUUUCUUUAAAUCAUUCAAAAAAUGUCAUAGUAUACUACUUUGGGGAAUAUGACUAUGGUGGAGGUAUGUGAUGCAUCCAAAUAAACCACUCUUGUUCCACUUAUUUUUAUGGUACAUUGUACCCAAUCUGAACAUUAUCAAAUUGCAUUAACAUAAUUAGGUGACAGGAACAUGGAUACAGUUUACCUUGUGGGGUCAGUCUUGAAACACAGAUAACUCUUCACAGGCUAAUCAGCCAUAAUCUUAAAACCACUGACAGGUGAAGUGAAUAAUAUUGAUUAUCUUGUUACAAUGGCACCUGUCAAACAUGAAAAAUGGGCAAGUGUAAAGAUAUGUGCAACUUUAACAAGGCCAAAAUUGUGAUGGCUAGACGACUGGGUUAGAGCAUCUCCAAAAUUGCCGGUUUUGUGGGGUGUUAAUUGUAUAUUGCAUAAUGUGUAUGCAGUGGUUAGUUUGUACCUAAAGCGGUCCAAAGCAGGACAGCUGGUUAACCAGCAACCAGAUCAUGGAUGCCCAAGGCUCAUUGAUGCGCAUGGGGAGAAAAGGCUAGACUGUCUGGUUCAAUCCCAUAGAAGAGCUACUGUAGCACAAAUUGCUGAAAAAGUUAAUGCUGGCUAUGAUAGAGAGGUGUCAGAACACACAGUGCAACACAGCUUGCUGCAUAUGGGGCUGUGGGUCAGAGUGACCAUGCUGACCCCUGUCCACUGCCAAAAGUGCCUACAAUGGGCACGUGAGCAUUAGAACUGGACCCUGGAGCAAUGGAAGAAGCUGGUCUGAUGAAUCAAUUCGUCUUUCAUGUGGAUGGCCAGGUGUGUGAGUAUCGCUAAACUGGGGAGGAGAUUCAAUUCAAUUCAAUUCAAUUCAAUUCAAUUUUAUUUGUAUAGUGGUUUUUACAAUAGACAUUGUCUCAAAGCAGUUUUACAGAAAUAUAUAAACACGGUAUACAGAUAUUAAAAGUGCAAAUUUAUCCCAAUUGAGCAAGCCGGUGGCGACGGUGGCAAGGAAAAACUCCCUAAGAUGUUAAGAGAAAGAAACCUUGAGAGGAACCAGACUCAGAAGGGAACUCAUCCUCAUCUGAGUAACAACAGAUAGUGUGAAAUAGUGUUUAUAUGAAGUCUGUUUGGCCUUAGAAGCAGCCGUAGACCCAGCAGUCUGGAAUUGGAGUAGAUGAGAGCUCCAGCCAGAGGUAGGACAUCCGAAACGGAUCAGGCAGGUCCGGAGAGCAGAAAGGAUAAGGAUCUCUAGUAUCCAUAAAAUUGUGUGUGGCUCGACAGGAGGAGAGAGGGAGAGAAAAGAUUAUAAGGACUGUGCUUAGCGUAAUAGAAAGUCUAGUCAUGGUAAGCUUGAGGAAACAAAUACGUUUUAAGCCUAGACUUAAACACAGACUGUGUCUGACUCCCGAACACUAAUUGGAAGACUGUUCCAUAACUGUGGGGCUCUAUAAGAGAAAGCUCUUCCCCCUGCUGUGGCCUUCGCUAUUCGAGGUACCGUCAAAUAGCCUGCAUCUUUUGAUCUAAGUAGGCGUGGCUGAUCAUAGAAAACCAAAAGGUCCCUUAGAUACUGUGGCGCGAGACCAUUUAGUGCUUUAUAGGUUAAUAAUAGUAUUUUAUAAUCAAUGCGAGAUUUCACUGGGAGCCAAUGCAGUGUUGAUAAGAUUGGGGUGAUGUGCUCGUAUCUUCUGGUUCUAGUUAGGACUCUAGCAGCUGCAUUCUGGACUAACUGGAGUUUUACAUUACAGUAAUCUAGUCUAGAGGUGAUGAAAGCAUGAACUAAUAUUUCUGCAUCAUGUAGUGACAAUAUAUUUCUUAUCUUAGAAAUAUUUCUGAGAUGAAAGAAGGCUAUCCUAGUAAUAUUAUCUACAUGAGCAUCAAAUGAUAAACUGGAGUCAAUAAUCACACCAAGGUCUUUUACUGCUGUACAUGAUGAAACAAAGUCCAUCCAGAGUUACUAUGUGAUCAGAAAGCUUACUUCUAGCUACAUGUGAUCCUAAUACAAGUAUUUCUGUCUUAUCAGAAUCAAGUAAAAGGAAGUUAGUUAGCAUCCAACGUCUAAUGUCCUUUACACAUUCCUCAACUUUAUUAACCUGCUGUCUGUCCUCUGGCUUCGCUGAAACAUACAACUGUGUAUCAUCAGCAUAACAGUGGAAGCUAAUUCCAUGUUUAUGAAUAAUUUGACCUAGAGGUAGCAUAUAUGAAGUAAAAAGCAGUGGGCCUAAAACAGAACCUUGUGGAACACCAAUAUUAACCUCGGUAUGCAUGGAGAAGUCUCCAUUUACAUCUACAAACUGAUAAUGAUCGGUCAAAUAAGACCUGAGCCAGUAGAGGACUGUUCCCUUAACACCAACAACAUUUUCUAAUCUAUCAAGGAGAAUAGUAUGGUCAAUAGUCUCAAAAGCUGCACUAAGGUCAAGUAACACAAGCAGCAAGACACAACCCUGAUCAGAGGUCGUUUAGUACUUUAACUAACGCUGUCUCUGUGCUAUGAUGAGGUCUAAAUCCUGCCGAUACAGUUCAUGAAUGUUAUUCCUAGGCAAGUAUGAGCAUAAGUGCUGUGCUACAACCUUUUCUAAGAUCUUGGAGAUUAAGGGGAGCUUUGAUAUAGGUCUAUAGCUGGACAGUUGAGAGGGGUCAAGGUCAGGUUUUUUAAUAAGGGGUUUGAUAACUGCUAAUUUAAAGAUGGCACCAAGAUGCACUAUAGGGAAAAGGCAAGCUGGCAGAGACUGUUUGAUUCUCUGGGAAAUGUUCUGCUGGGAAAGCUUGGGUCUUAGCGUUUUCCUUAACUUUUUCCUAAUGACAGUGGCCUCUUUCAUUAGGAUCAUGUGCCCUGCCACACUGCAAAAAUUGUUCAGGAAUGUUUUGAGGAACAUGACAAAGGGUUCAAAGUGUUGACUUGGCCUCCAACUUUCCCAGAUCUCAAUUGAUUGAGCAUCGAGGCCCCAUCUCACAACUUCCAGGAGUUGCUGGUCUUGGUGCCAGAUACCACAGCACACCUUCAGAGGGCUUGUGGAGCCUAUGCCUCAGCAGGUCAAACCUGUUUUGGCAGCACAAGGGAGACUUGCACAAUAGGUGGUUUUAAUGUUAUGGCUGGUCAGUGUAAAUGUUGCAGAACAUAUUGGCCAUGGAAGUAGGGGAAUCAUUGAAAGUGUAGGCUGUUGUUAGAGAUGGGAUAGUAAGUGUAGUAUAUUGCAGCUGUGGCUCAGGUGGUAGAGCGGGUUGUCUAAUAAUAGUAGGGUUGGUGGUUCAAUUCCUGGCCCACAUGACUCCACACGUUAAAGUGUCCUUGGGCAAGUCACUGAACCCCAAGUUGCUCCCGAUGGCAAGUUAGUGCCCUGCAUGGCAGCUCUGCUACCAUUGCUAUGGGUGAAUGAGACAUAGUGUAAAGCGCUUUGGAACCAUUAAGGUUUAAAAAGUGCUAUAUAAGUGCAGACCAUUUACCAUGUUGUUUAAUGAGCAUAGCAAGGAGAGUUGUGCAAAAUCACAUGAACUUGAGCUUUUGCAUUUACUUAUAAAUUGUCCCGGCCGGAGGCAAUGACUGCGGUUUUAUCACUUAUUUGUAAUGCUUUUGUUGUAUGUGUAAAAACCUUCUGGAAACCAUAACACAAAGUGGUGCUAUUCAUAUUGUACCUUUUACACUUUUUAAUCUAGGCUGCAACAGUAACAGCAAAUUACAAGAGUUGUUCUUGUAAAUCAGCCAAAUUUGUAUUUUACUGAUAUUUGAAUGCUUCUCUCCUUGUUUCCAAUACUACAAUUUCAAUGUGAUUAACACUUGCACUUUAUGGUCUUUCACAUGGAGGUGGACUAAGGAACAUUCAUAAUAAAUGCCUUUUAAAAUGCACAGGUUCUUUUGCAUGUGAUUCCAGUGUAUUAAUCAUGCAUCACUCUGACAACAGCUGAAUGCAGAGGGAGAAAUUAACUACUCCUAACUUAAAGCUGCAUUUGUGCCAUUAUAUCAGCAAUGUUACUGUAAAGAGUUUCAUUCAAAUUCCCAGUGCUUAAUAUUC
Ictalurus furcatus (blue catfish) is the source of this 7576-nucleotide messenger RNA. RefSeq names its product actin filament associated protein 1-like 1a (gene afap1l1a). Gene Ontology annotation, molecular function: SH3 domain binding. Gene Ontology annotation, cellular component: cytosol. The transcript has 19 exons. The coding region runs from base 1082 to 3370 and encodes 762 amino acids. NCBI's taxonomy places the organism in Eukaryota, Metazoa, Chordata, Actinopteri, Siluriformes, Ictaluridae. The record is from RefSeq and is a predicted model, not a curated record.